AUGUUUCCACAAUACAAUCCAAUUUUUACAAACCACAACCGUGAAUCUCCAUCAAGUCCCACCAGUGAUUCUCGAAAAUCGACUCCCGUGACUGGAGGAAAGUACGUCCCACGAGCGGUUCUGAUCAACCUUGAGCCGGGAACUAUGGAUUCGGUCCUAGCGGGACCAUUUGGACAGCUGUUCCGACCGAAUAACUUCGUUUUCGGACAAUCCGGUGCUGGUAACAACUGGGUCAAACGACACUACACCAAAAGUGCUGAACUGGUGGAUUCUAUGCUGGAUGUUGUCCGUAAGGAAUCUGAGGGUUGCGAUUGUCGACAGGGCUUUCAGCUUACGCACUCGCUCAGCUGUGGAACUGGCCCAGGCGUGGGCACACUACAGAUCUCGAAGAAUCGAAAAGAAUACCCGGAUCGCAUCAUGAAUCCUGUCUCCGUCGUUCCAUCGCACAAAGUCUCUCCCACCGUCGUAGAGCCCUACAUCGCUACGCUAAAGGGCGAACACGAAAUUAUUGAAAACCAGCAAGCUAGUUAUUGUUUAUCAGCUAGUGGAAAACACGACAUUUGCUUCCGAACAUUGAAGCUCACCACCCCUACCUAUUGCGAUUUUAAUCAUCUAGUCUCGGUUACGAUGUCUGGCAAUCAACCCCUUCAUCCACAUCCUCCAGAGAUCCCGGAACAGAUUCGAGUGGUAGAAAUAUUCCGUUUCUUUCAACCGAUUGAUUUCCUCUACCGUCGGCGGUUGGUGUUCUACGUCUGA
This is a messenger RNA of Ochlerotatus camptorhynchus, 756 nucleotides long. RefSeq names its product tubulin beta-4B chain-like. The record is from RefSeq and is a predicted model, not a curated record. Gene Ontology annotation, molecular function: GTPase activity; GTP binding; structural constituent of cytoskeleton. Gene Ontology annotation, cellular component: cytoplasm; microtubule. The transcript is spliced from 6 exons. NCBI's taxonomy places the organism in Eukaryota, Metazoa, Arthropoda, Insecta, Diptera, Culicidae. Bases 1 to 756 code for a protein of 251 amino acids. Gene Ontology annotation, biological process: microtubule cytoskeleton organization; mitotic cell cycle.